AUGUCAAAGUGGGAAUCCGUCUCUAUAGGCAAUGGAGCUACAGGACUCCUAAAGUCUUGUUCUUGUCCCCAGGUAUACAAGUGUGUGGUGAAGAACUGCACUCAGACCUACAUCAAGCUGGAGGAGUUUGUGGAGCACAUAAAGAACCACGACGAUGAGAUCACGUAUCGGUGUCACCUAUGCAGCAAGAUCUUCCCCUCGCUGUACGAGCUUGGGGUCCACCAGUACUCACACAGCCUGUACCCACAGCAACCCCCCAAAAAAGGCCCCACCUUCUACAGGUGUUCCCGCUGCCUGAGUAAAUAUUCCACACCCGAAGCCCUGGAACAUCACCUUCAAACAGCGUCUCACAACUACCCCUGCCCGCACUGCCAGAAGGUGUUCCCGAGCGAGCGGUACCUGAGGCGGCAUCUCCCGGUGCAUGGUGGUGGCGGCGUCUUCAAGUGCCAGACCUGUAAAAAAUCGUUCAAAACCGAGCACUACCUGAAACUCCACCUACUCAUUCAUUCAGGUGAAAAGCCCUUCAAAUGCUCGCUGUGCGAGGCAGCGUUCAACCGCAAAGACAAAGUGAAGCGCCACAUGCUGACCCACGAUCCCAUCAAGAAAUUCAAGUGCCCGUUCAGGGUGCAUUCAGGUUGCACAAAAGAAUUCAACAGACCUGACAAACUCAAGGCUCAUAUAAUCGCUCACUCAGGAAUCAAGCCGUACAAGUGUCAGUACUGCAGUAAGAGCUUCAGCCGACGCGCUCACAUGUUGGAACACCAGCACUCUCACACCGACACCUACAGCAUUCGCUGCCCCAGCUGUGGCAAGGGCUUCACCAGGGACAAGUACCUCAAGCAGCACAAGUGCCGACUGUACGCCGGCCGGGACGAGGAGCGGCCAGAGCGCAAACGGCGCUACUGGGUCCGCAAGAAGCCGGUGGUCCGCACGGCCAAGCGGGCGUUCGUGCCCGGGCCUGUGCCGGAGCGCAGAGACGAGGCCUGUCAGGCGCGGCUGGGCCCUGAGCGGUACGAGGAGCACGUGAUCAUUCUGUCGGAGUCGGAGGACGUCAGCGGGACGGAGAACACCACAGACGCUGGGGGGCUGAACGGCUCAGCGCCCUCCAACACUGCCCUGUCAGCCUUGCGGACGGGCCCCAGCCUGGCCCUGCUGGAGGUUCCUGUUUACAUUCAGGCCUCGGACUGAAAAAGUUACAGACAAAACUUUUUUUUAAACGUGUAAAUAAAAACUUGGCAAGAGAUCAUGACUGAAAGAACUAGUAUUAACAUGCAGCGCAGCCUUUCAUUCUGCCCUGACGUCUGGAGAAUAAGACUUGCGCCCAAUCCGUAGAGUUCAGGAAUCCAGAGAGAGUUGAUCAUCCUGGUGAAAGAGUCUGGAGCACAGCGCAGGCCGACUGUUAGCUAAAAGCACACCCUCGCUUUUAUCGACGUGGCUGCCGGCCGAGCUGGGACUCCGAACCCCAUGAGGAAGAGUGUGGCUGACAGUCUGUGUCCAAAGCACUGACGCUGCACAGUCAGGAUCCUGAGGCAGAGGCUUUCUCAUCUGAAAGGGCUCAUGUUAUUAACUCGUGUAAUAGAGCUGUCCAUCUGACUCCCUUACUCUUCAUGCAUGACUGUGCGUGUACUUUUUAAUGUUCAUGUAUUUUUGUGUAUGUCUGUGACUACAUGCCUACUUGUGAGUGUGUGUCUGUGUGUAUGUCUCUCUCCAUGGCUGGUAUGUAUUUGUGUGUAUGCAUGUAUGUGAGGCGUGCGUUUGUGGAUGUGUGUGUGCGUGGUGUGUGUGUACAUCUGUGAGAGACUGAUAAUAGCCUCUUAUGUGGAUGAAAUUUCAUGAUUUGUUCGAAGUUUUUCCCAACCAUUGAAGUCGAGUUCAAAUUUUAUUGAAUUCUGACUUUUCCAGAACAGACAAAAUAAACCUUUGAGAUUUUUU
Molecule: messenger RNA, 1932 nt
Organism: Callorhinchus milii (elephant shark)
Lineage: Eukaryota; Metazoa; Chordata; Chondrichthyes; Chimaeriformes; Callorhinchidae
Product: zinc finger protein 341
Exons: 7
Coding region: 1-1188 (395 amino acids)
Biological process (GO): regulation of transcription by RNA polymerase II
Molecular function (GO): DNA-binding transcription factor activity, RNA polymerase II-specific; RNA polymerase II cis-regulatory region sequence-specific DNA binding
Source: RefSeq, a predicted model, not a curated record